CAUACGUCUUAUAAACACUCAUUUUCCAAAUAUAAUACAAAUGGCGACGAUGGAGGACAGUGAGACGUUUUACUCGGCGGCAACUCCUUUGGCGUUUGAGAAAGGAAGCCUUCCAACAGCCGUGAAAUCAGCAGAUCCGUCUGCAGCCGAUUUGACCGCGCCUCCAAAGCCUGUAAGAGUCACCUACCCAGCAGUCGCCGGAACUUACCCCGUCGUGUUAUUCUUCCAUGGGUUUUAUCUUCGCAACUGCUUCUACUCUGAUGUUAUUAACCACGUAGCUUCUCAUGGCUACAUUGUUGUAGCCCCACAGCUGUGCAAGAUUAUGCCGCCGGGAGGGCAAGUGGAAGUGGACGAUGCUGGAAAAGUGAUAAACUGGACCUCGAAAAACCUCAAAGCCCACCUCCCAAAUUCAGUAAACGCUAAAAGCAAACACACCGUACUCGUGGGCCAUAGCCGCGGUGGUAAAACCGCGUUUGCGGUUGCAUUAGGCCAUGCUGCAACAUUAGACCCAUCCAUCAAGUUUUCAGCUCUUAUAGGAAUAGAUCCAGUUGCAGGAAUCAGCAAAAGCAUAAGAACUGAUCCGGAAAUCUUGACGUACGAACCGGAAUCAUUCGACCUGGACAUACCGGUUGCAGUGAUCGGUACGGGUCUCGGGCCGAAGAGUAACAUGCUGAUGCCACCGUGUGCACCAGCGGAAGUGAACCAUGAGGAGUUUUAUAAUGAGUGUAAGGCUACGAAGGGACAUUUCGUGGCUGCGGAUUACGGACAUAUGGAUAUGUUGGACGAUGAUUUACCCGGUUUUGUCGGGUUUAUGGCGGGUUGUAUGUGUAAGAAUGGAAAACGAAAUAAGAGUGAGAUGAGGAGCUUUGUAGGUGGGAUUGUGGUUGCGUUUUUGAAGUAUAGUCUAUGGGGUGAAAAGUCAGAGAUUCGACAGAUUGUGAAGGAUCCUUCAGUUUCUCCGGCGAGGCUUGAUCCUUCGCCGGAGCUGGAAGAGGCUUCUGGUUAUCUUGUCUAGAUUUGUGGUUAUCAUCCUAUCAGGUUAUGUAACGUAUUGGUAAUGUCAGAGAGAGCUUCAAACUCGUCAUAAGCGUAUUACAUGUUUCACUACUUUAUUAAACUUGUUGAGU
Messenger RNA from Eruca vesicaria subsp. sativa (arugula), 1127 nucleotides. The record is from the annotation of a GenBank genome assembly. Lineage: Eukaryota; Viridiplantae; Streptophyta; Magnoliopsida; Brassicales; Brassicaceae.